GAAAUACUAAGCGAGAAGAAAAAUCAAAAUCGUUGGUUUGGAGUGUUGACGAAAAUCUAAUGGACGGAAAUUAUUUCACAUUUAUUGCAGGAAAAAGCAGCUCACAGCUUGGGUCAUGUUGGGUGAAUUCCUGAUUUGGAUCGGCGCGAAUCUGGGGCCGGUGGGGUCGUGCCUGCUUGCCCUGGUCAUCCUCCUGCUCAUCUUCUCUUCCGGUGGUCGCCCCAAAAACUUCCCGCCAGGCCUACCAAUACUUCCUGUUCUGGGUUCCUUGCCGUUUACGAAAGGAACAGUCUCAAAGGGUUUGAUUCGCUCCUUGAGGAAGAAGUACGGAGAUGUAGCAAGUUUCAGCAUCUUCAACCAUAAGUAAGUUCUUUCCCCCUCUUCUCUUGUC
Molecule: messenger RNA, 391 nt
Organism: Penaeus vannamei (Pacific white shrimp)
Lineage: Eukaryota; Metazoa; Arthropoda; Malacostraca; Decapoda; Penaeidae
Source: RefSeq, a predicted model, not a curated record